CUAACCAUCAUCUCCUACAUCGUAUAUACCUCUCGUCACCUCACAUCGCAUUUCAUUAUAUUUUUGUUCCUAAGAAUUUUUCCUAACUGUUAUCGCCUGCAUCGCAUAGAUAAUAUUCAUUUGAGUACUACUCCCCCAACCCCAAUACAUGUCCAGUAAGUCUAAUAAAAGUAUUCCAACAUAUUCUAAUAAAAGUAUUCCAACAUCCUCUCAAUAUCAGUUCGUUCUCGUAUUUCAUAUAGUCAAAUACAAACGCUUUCCUGAGCAUUCACGCAUGACGAACUGCUGCUGAUCUUCAUCAACUCUUUCUUGUGGCAAUAGCGAUUGAAUCUAUUUCAAGGAUUAUCAAGAGCUCACGUAUCCAAACAAUUGUUUAGUUUUGGAAACACCCAGUCUGAAUUCUCUGAUUAAUCGGUAGAAAGCUAGAAGGAGAUUACUCAUUUUUGGUGUAUGCAAUGGAUCAAUUUGAUAACCUCUACAAGGAGCGCAUUUCUGCACUUCUUAGAGUAAUGUAUGCCACUAAAUAUGUUAAAGAUGAUAAUGUUCCAGCUCUUAUUGAAGAGGGUCUCUAUUUGGGUUCUAUUGGAGCUGCUAAUAACAAGAGCCUUUUGAAAAGCUCGAAUGUUACACACAUUUUAACUGUUGCCAAUUCACUACCUCCUACAUACCCUAAUGAUUUCACCUACAAAAUUGUUGAUGUUCCCGAUAGAGAACAUGUAAAUAUUGCAGAGUUCUUCGAUGAGUGUUUUAGUUUCAUUGAAGAAGCUAAAAGAACAGGUGGCGUAUUAGUCCAUUGCUUUGUGGGAAGAUCCAGAAGUGUUACUAUUGUUGUGGCAUAUCUGAUGAAAAAACAUGGCAUGAGUGUAUCCGAAGCUUUACAACGUGUGAAAAGUAAACGAAGUGUGGCUUCUCCAAACUCUGGAUUUAUGUCACAGUUGCACAACUAUGAGAAAUCUCUUCGAGGAGUUUAAGUGUUAAGGUGAAAAUGUGAUACGACAAGUUCAUACGUGUAUUUCCAUAGUGGAAAAAAUAGGUACAAAUUUGAUCUUUAUUUCUGUUAAUAUUAUCAAAUGAAGAUUAGCGUACAUAUUUUACAUUAAUAAUACUAUAAGGGGCGAAAGUAAACAUUCUUUCAAAUUUGAAAACAAUAUUAACCCUUGAAAAAGGUAAAAUUUGUAAAAGCUUUCGCUUUUGUGUAUUGUGUAAUUUGCAAACAGAUUGAAGUAAUUUGUCAUGAUUUAUUCCAAAUUGUAAAUGUUGUGUGGAUGUAUUUGUAUUAGUGAUUUUGUUUAGAAAAAAUUGUUUGAACCUUUUUUAUUGGAAUUAAAA
Messenger RNA from Lactuca saligna, 1329 nucleotides. The record is from the annotation of a GenBank genome assembly. Lineage: Eukaryota; Viridiplantae; Streptophyta; Magnoliopsida; Asterales; Asteraceae.